This is a messenger RNA of Hylaeus volcanicus, 8099 nucleotides long. Its product is annotated as MATH and LRR domain-containing protein PFE0570w-like. The transcript has 9 exons. Bases 1252 to 6042 code for a protein of 1596 amino acids. The record is from RefSeq and is a predicted model, not a curated record. Lineage: Eukaryota; Metazoa; Arthropoda; Insecta; Hymenoptera; Colletidae.
CUGAUCAGUUGCGUCCGUGUGCGAUCGGCUUUACGCGUAUGUUGAGUCAGAAACGAAUUUACAAGUGAAACGUAAUCAAAAACCAGUUUACGAUCGGAUGUAAAAUUUUUAUUCGUUAUUCGGGAAUAAAAUUCGCCCAACUCUGCCUGUGCCAAUAAUUCUAUGACUCAUUGCAAGCGUGAGAGACACUGGGCGGCAGUUGGCACCAAGACGUAUCAUCGGACGCGUCGCGUUUGAUUUUAAAAGCGUCGCGAUUAAUAAACAGUAACCAAUGACAACCAACGUUGGCUCGAUCGCGAAGAAAAUGCUACAACGAAUAUUAUUAUCCGUGGACCACCAAAAUUCGUCGAAUUGGACCGUUAUACCUCGACGUAUUUACUUUCGCGAAACGAAUGGUCCUCGAUCGUGACAAAAACGUUGAGCGGGCUCUUUCGUUGGAUGGUGGUAUUAAUGGCCCUGGGCGAUUCGCGCUGCGAGUGGUAUGAGUCAAUUAUCAUUGCAUAUAGUGUAGCCGUUCGGAUAACGCCGGAAUUUGCGUUAGGUGUGAACUUGUACGUCAGUGUCAGAAACUCCGGUGUUUUCGUUUCCUCGAUGUCGGAUAAAGUUUCUCUCAUAGCGCGGUUCAACGGACGUACCGCGAUGUUCGUUUCCGGAUCACGGUGUAUUCACAAAGUUCAACUCCCAACGGGACCUAACCUCUUUUGGAGACGCAUCGCAGUGACUCCAAACGACGUUAUCGAUGCGCUCGAUCGAUCGCGGCCCGUGGAUUCCAGACACGUCUCGCCGACCAAACGAAUGGAUACGCAAGAACGUACGGGCUUUUUACUAGUUCCGAGACACAAUUGUUCGCCGAUUGUUACAUCUUCUUUAAACGGCGAACGACCUUCGAACUAGUAUAACAUUGAAUUCAAGAAUUUGUUCUAAAUCAAUAACGUUUGUUGUUUCAAAGUAUUCGUAAAUAUCGUGAAAAAUACGUGAAAAUGACGUUCGAUGUGAUUGCUUGUAAAAGAGGAAUUUUGCUCAAGAGUGAAAAAGGAACGCGAUCAAAGCGUAUUAUGUGUGGUAAUGCGGUGUAGGAGUAAGUCAAUAGAAUCCAGUGUCAUUGGAGAGUAUUUGGAGAUAAAAGCCAUUGUGAAGCGAGGCGAAUAUCGACUGCGUUUGAUUGUCACCGGAUCGUGUGGACAAAGUGUCAGUGUGUGAAGUUUCUAUUUGAGGUUAGACCACCCGUUGCCGAACCACGUGCGGGCAGACAUGCAUGGCGCGGACUUCAAAAAUGAUACCAAAAGGGAAAUGAUUAUUGAUGGAAGGCCAAAAUUAAACAAUGACGGACUAAAGUCGUCGAUUACUGAUUUAUUUCCUUGGAUGUUAGAAUUUAAAAAAAUGUGCAGGUGUAUACAUACAGAGAAAAGUAUGGCAUCUUUAACAGAACUUAUGGAAUUUUAUGUGAGAAAUGUAAGUAUCAGUGUAAAUGAAUGUUAUACAAGGCCUUUAAAAGUUACAAAAUUGAAGGAUUCUAUAAGUGAGACCUUAUUGUUAUUCAUGUACAUAUAUCGUGAGCUUUCUGAGAAUUGCAGUAAAUCCAUUUAUUUAAAUAAUAUGUCAGACUUAUUAGCUCUAUACAUAGAUAUGGAACUGAAAGCAUCUAGAAAAAGUAAAGAGGAUCAUGAGAAAAUUUCUGCAAGACUCACUUCUUGUCUUUAUGUUUAUCUAGAACAUUCCACUGAACAUUUAUUAGACACUUUAAUGAAAAUACAAUUUAUGUGUCGAAAUUAUCAUCACAUUUUAGAUCCAAUAAUAAUGAAAAUCAUGAAAAAUAUUCCUCUGCAUCCUGAAUCAAAUAUUAUGUACAUUCGUUACUUUCUUAUUUAUCGUUUAUGGAGAAAAAUAAAUGGAGAUGUAGCUGUACGGAAUCAGAUAAUUACUACAGCAAUUAAAUCUCUGGGUCCGGUGCCAUUUACAUUCUCACCAUGUAUAUUAGAAGAUGUAUUACCAAAAGUGCCAAAGAGUCAACCAAAUUUUACCAAAACUCUACUGCAGCAUAAAUUUGAUGUUAAAAAGCAUUGUGAACUCUUCAUACAAUACUGCAGAGAAAGCCAUGGAGGUGUACGCCAGAAUAAGAAUGGAUGUGCAGCUUCCAUUGAAUCGUCCAGUAGAAUUAAUUCUCAAACGCCGGAAGAUAUUGCUUCAAAAAAUAUAGAACUCGUAGGUAAUAAUGUAAAUUCUAUUAUAUCAGAUAAAAAUAAGCAAAAUGAAUCUAUUUCUUUGCUAAAACCUUUUAAAUCUGUAAAUUUGGAAGAACAAACUAAUUUUAAAUGUGUAGAAUCUUCUUCGAAUAAUAUUUCUAAACAUGUUACUUCUAAAACAAUUAAAUCAAAAGAAAAUAAUUUGCGGAGGAAGUGUAAAAAGUCCAAUGAAAUUGUACUUAUUGAUUUAACUAGUGAUACAGUAUUUGAAAAGCGUAUAAAGAGAAGAAGAUCAAGAAAAUUGCCAUGGUUAAAAGAAGCUAAGAAAAGGAUCGACUUGAAGAUAGUAAAAGCAUCACAGAAAAUUAAGAGCAAAGAGAAGAAGCAAGAGAAUACCGGCCAUAAUCACCUCUCAAAUAAUUCAAGAAACAUCAAUCAUCAUUUGGAAGAUGCAUCUCAAUUGGUACAUGCCACAGAAAAUAUCAAUUCAAAAACUAAUUCGAAUGCAUACCGGACGGUUAACGAUAAAAAUAACGAGAGUAAAAUGGAAAUUGAUAACGAGUUAGUAGAUUGUGCACAAAAUGUUAGGAAAUUAACUCCUAUGAAAAUCAAUGCUAAAGACGUAAAUGCCAAAACGUCUUGUACGACACCUUCCACAAUAAUCGCUAAACCACUCUUAUUCGAAACCUCCCCUUCAACAAAAAAGGUAUCGAAUACGUCGGAUUCCACUAUCAACGGUAAUUGUUUUACUGAUGACAUUGUUUCGAGAAUAGAAAGCGAUGAAAAAGAGAACGAUAGAUGUAAUAAACAAACUGUGAUUAAGCGACUGAUAGAAACAGACAUUUUCUCAGAGCCUGACACAUGCGAGAUAGCUGAAAGUUUAAAAAAAGUCUGUGAUUUAGAAACAGAAUACCCAACUGUAAAUAGUACAAUGAUAUGCAAUCAAUAUGAUUUCAAAGAUAAUGCUGUUAAUUCUAAUCAUUCUAACAGUAAUGUAAUUAAUGAUAAAAUAAUUGAAAGGGUAACAUCGUCAAUAAUAAUUGCGGAAAACGUGCCGAGCGAUAAAACGUUGAAUGAUGUACGUUUAAAUAAUAAAGAACGUGCAUUUGACUGCACCCACAAGAUUGUCGAUUCUAGAGCGAAGUGUGAAGAAUUAAAUACAACUCAAAACGAUAAGGUUGAAACGAAUUUUACAAAGAGUGUUGAGACCUCUUCUAUCGAGGAUGGUUUAAAGUGUGAAGAAAAUAAACGUUCGUCGCGUGUACUCAUAAAAAGUUCUGUAAUAAAGGACAAGGUUGACUUACGAAGGGAGUCAAAAUUAAUAAAAUGUACAAACACGAUAGAUGAUGUAGGAAAGAUUGAAUUCCGUGUGCAAACAGAAUUAGAAAUUUGUAAUUACGGCGAAGCUAACAAGGAUAUAAAGGAAAAUAAAUCAAGCGUCGUUAGUAUCAGAGAAUCUAUUUUCGAAUCUUAUUCUACGAGUAAGAAAGAUAUUUCUAAUACAGUUAAUGUAACUUGUCCGAGUGAAAAUAAUGAGAAUAAUGAAAAUUCUUGUAUCGAUACACAUUUUAGGAAAUCCGUGAAAAGUAUAAUAAGCGAAAAAUGCGAUAAUCAUUUCGACGAAUAUAUCGAUAAGACAAAUGCCCCCCGCGAGUCCUCUUUAUCACCAGAAGUGACAAUGACGAAAGAAACUGAUAAGUUUGAAAGAUCAGAGCUGAAAGAGGUAUCCAAUAUUGACGAAAAUAAAUAUAUCGUUCAAGAUUCUGAUAUACAAGAAAAUAUCGAUGGCCUUUCGCUAUUGGCUAGCGUUUCGCAACAUGUACCACACUUGAAACCAGAAUCUGAAAUCAAAUCUGAACAAAUAAGGGUGAAAGAUUAUGCAUCUCUAAGGUACACAUGUUGUGGUCAACCUACUGACGAUGAAACUAGUACGAACGAUUCGACAAAUGGCGUUUUUCCGCUGCUUGAAAAUCCAUCUACAGAAAUCAUCAAUAGAAUCGUUGGCAUCUAUCCUGAAAACGAUUUGGAUAAGGUAGCACUUCACGUAGAAGUAACAUCUGACAACGUGGUGACUGAAAACUCUGAUAAAGAAUUGUCCAAAAUCAUUUCUCCCACAGAAAUAAAUGUAAAUUACGACGCGGAUACGCUAACACAUAAUUUGAUUCCCAUGGAAACCAACAUGCAAACCGUAAAGGAGAACACGAAUGUUAUAUUAAACGGCGAAACUGUCGUUUUACUCCAAAAGUCUCCCAACAGCAAUUUGUACAUUAUAAAUAAGGCGGUCGAGAAUUUAAAGGAUCACAAUAACGACGAAGAAAUCAAUAGGUUAAAGGAGAAAAUUUGGACAUCCUCGACCGAAGAAUGUGGACAAUUCGAAGCCAUCGCUUCUCUGGAUCAUACAUCGUGUAAUUUAGAAUUGGCAGCAUACACCAAGGAGUUACCCUACCAGGAGAGUAAGUGUUUAGUAACUCGAGGCAAAGGAAUCAAGGUAGAAUUAGGAGAAAAUUUCUCAGAAGCCAAGUCGUACGCAAAAAAGGUGUCGAUCUCAAACGAUAUGUUAUCCGUCGGUUCACAAAUGUAUCAAGAUGUAAACGCAAUGAGCAAACCGAUAGACAAACGGAAGUCCUCGAAAUCGAAUCUCGCAUAUAGACAAAACAUUAAGCAAGAGUUUAACAAUAUCCCAAAUCAUAUAGGAUCGAAUUGCGCGAUUCCAGGGUGCAAUGGGAUUCACUCCCAUCCACACGAGGUUGAUGCUCAACAUCCUCUACAUAUUCCCGUGACUCACCCGACAACCUUGCCACCGAUCUAUGGAAACUGUGCUGGUAAUGCCGAGUUGUGUGUACCAUAUCAUAAACAUUGCACUUCGAUGUCGUGCAGUUUGCAGAUAAACGCCACCACGUCCCUUCAUUCGCGCGCGAAAUCAGGCAGCCCCUGCGGAAGAUCACAUUGCUCGUGUUUAAACUGUACGUACGAUAUUGUCGCGCAUUGUAGACAAUGUAUACACCCAACCACCGAUACCCAUGUGUCUUGUAUCGAAAGUAGCCCAUAUUUUUUGCCGACACAUUCGUCAGUACAAAGCCCCGCCGUCCAAGAACACGACAGAGCGAAAAGCGAAGCGAUUAUAGGUAAACUGUACGAUGAUCAAUUAUUAUGUAAAAUAGAGAAGAAUCUUUUGCAAAGUAACUCACUGGAGAAACUCGUUGAGGUACAAUGCGAAACGGAGAAGCUGUUUAAAAAAGAGGCGGAUAAUAAGUUACCUUUGAAAAAGAGGCUGAAAGCGCACGCUAUGGCAUACGAGGAAAUGUCGAUUAAAGCCGAGAAGGUAGACAAUUAUCCAGCUAUACCAAUGAUGUCGAUAGCAGCGUUGGAAGCGUUGGAUAAUACCCAAAAGAGAUCCACUCAAAUGGUUAGAUCCGAAUAUGAAUUGUCUACUUCCAGGAAAGAAGGUAUUUGCAAUUCGAAUUUACUGAGAAGGGAUUAUUAUAAGGAUAUACACGUGUCUGGAUCGCAUCAAAGUAUCGCUAAAGAAAGUACAAGAAAGCUUGAGCGUCAAUUUCGAUCGGGUAACGAUCAAUCUAGUAAUACAGUGUGCCAAGAGUCUUGCCUUCAGAAAACAUUUAAAACACCUGCGCAACGUAAAGAAAUCACGUCGAGCGCGUUACCGUUGAAAGGAUUCGGAACGGAAUCGAUGGGACAAGAAGAGACGUUCAAAAAGAUUAAAAAAACACAGUCGCCGUUACGGCAAACAAGAAGCUCAAAAAGAAACGUUCCUAAAGUAAAUUAUUCUUACACCGAUGUUGAUCCAGAAUGGAAUCCGUCCGGUGAAUCGAAACGUAAACGUAAAAGGACUAGUCGAUGAUCGAUACCACUUCAUUAUGAAGAUUCACUAUUGUAAAAAGUGUGUUUCAAAUCUAGGCAGCAAGCGUUGUACAUUAUUCUGUAAAACUGUGGCAUUGUAAAAUUGUAUAUACUGUACAAAUAUGAGGGAAUCGUCUUGGGAAGAUUUGCAUACCUGUAACUUGUGUAUAGUACAACAACCGAAGAUCAACGUCAGUGAAGAUUUUUUAAUGAAUUUCAAAGUGACUACCUGGAAGAUAUUUAGAUUAUAGGUUAUACGUCGUGUAUUUUAUUAGGCACGUGUAGUGCCACGCGAAAACGUUAGAAACUUGUUUAGUGUCCAUAAUGUGUUCUGUGUAAAACUAUGCAGUAUUAUAUAAAAUAGUUUAUUAAAUUUCGGUACGGCUGCAGCUAAUUUUAUUUCAAUUGUACGAUUAGCAAUCGUUUAAGGAAAGAGUUUGAUCUGUUAUAAUGCAACUGAAAUUUUGUUUAUAUAUUCUGACAUAACAAUUACUUUCGUCAUGUAUAUAUAGUUACAUAUAUAGAAUGUAAUAAUGCAAAAAUUGCCCACUGAAGUUUUGACGUUUUACUCUUGUAUUGAAGUUCGAUGAAAAAAACUUAUAUAAAUUCAGAGAAAUAAGAAAUCCAGGCUGAAGACAACAAUAAAUAUUAAUAGAAAAAGAUUUGUUUGGAUUGAUUAUUUCCUCGUACUCAAGAACUUGAGAGAAAUAUCUAAUUCGAAAGAGUGAUGUCAAUAAAUUUGCCAAAUCACAUAGUAGUAACUGAACCACCAUACAACAGUAGAGCAGGAAAUAUUAAUCUGUUUCAAUUUUAUGAUCUGUCUCUUUAAUACAUAUAAUAGCAGGAUUUAUUAUAAAUAUACAUGUAGAUAUCAAAAUGCGGAUAUAGCUAGUCAUUGGCUAUUAAUGUGGAUUGAAACACUUUUACUUUAAUCGAGGAAAGAACUAGGACAAAGUAUAAUGUAUUCACGAACUUCAGGUUAAAGUUAAUAACAUCACAUAGAAUUAAAGUACGUAUUUUAAACUUUAUAUACUUAUCAAAACGAUAAAGCUUUGUCACAAACACGUCAUUCGAUACGACACCCGAAUUUAUAGCGCCUUUAGAUAAUUUAUGCUUUAAAAAUUCAACAUAUAUUUUUUAAAAAUUAUUCAUUUAUUUUUUUCAAAUGUAAAUGGAGUAUGCCUCUCUGUAUAAAUUGAAAGUGAAAAUGUUUACGAUCUCCAUAAAUUAUCAUUCUGGAACUAUGAGAAUAGCUAUAGUUCAAAGAACUCAAUUUUUAGUUUUUUCAAGCAUUCUUUUAAAUUUUUCCUUUAACAAUUUUAACAUUAAACUUUAUGAUACUGGUAGUAAAAUAUUGCUUUAAUUUGAAUACAGUAGGUAUAUAUUGUCAUUUCAAAAUGUAAUAUCAUUUGCAUACUCUAGUGCCAUUUUCCUGUAUUUGAUAUGUCUGUGAUUAUUAGUUCAAUAUUCCAUCGUAGGCACGAUGAAAUGCAUAGUUUUCACAUGUCACUAACAAGUAUAUAGUUUGUUCUUUUUUAUAAAAAUGAUCAUAAUCAAAUCAAUUUACUUUAUGAUAAAAUCAUUUGCGUACAAAUACACUUGUGAAAAUUUAGCUUAAUUAGUCUCGAAAAUUUUAAGUAGACUUAUAUGUCACGUUUAGUUAACAAAACAAGAUGCGAUAUUAUCAACUCAGGUUUGUAAGGUACUAGUGACAUUUUUCAUUGUUACCAAUUAUUUAUUGAUUUCCAAAAUGAUAAGUCUGAUAGUUUUAAGUUCAAUACAAAUGAAUUUUUAAUUUGAUGUAUUUGAAAUUAAGUGGUCGAAAAAUUGCCAAAUGUUUUCAUGUAUAUCCAUGAAUUAGAUAUGGGAUAAUUACUCGGAGACAAAAUUAUCCUAUACAGAAAACAUUUGUUAUGGAAAGUCUGAUAUCCUAAAAUAUUAAUUUAAUGUAGUAACAUUACAUUGGAUGCCUCAUUCAUUCGUGUUCGUCAAAAAUUGAGUACUGUGUAUGUGUAGAACAUUUUGUCAUAAUGACGAAUAAACUUGUAUUUACCUAUA